Salarias fasciatus (jewelled blenny) is the source of this 927-nucleotide messenger RNA. Its product is annotated as PC-esterase domain-containing protein 1A-like. The transcript is spliced from 7 exons. The record is from RefSeq and is a predicted model, not a curated record. NCBI's taxonomy places the organism in Eukaryota, Metazoa, Chordata, Actinopteri, Blenniiformes, Blenniidae. Bases 1 to 927 code for a protein of 308 amino acids.
AUGAGGAGCUUUGUGAGCCACAAGCAGGCCAGCCAGCUGCUCCACAACAAAUUUGUGGUGGUGUUGGGAGACUCCAAUCAGCGAGCAAUAUAUAAAGAUCUUGUUCUGCUGCUCCAAAAAGACAAAUUUCUCACCCUGAAACAACUACGAACCAAGGGGGAGAUGAGCUUCGAGCAGGACUGCCUGGUGGAGGGAGGCUGUCUGAACAAGCUGCACAACGGGAUUGCAUACAGAGAGGUCCGGCAGUUCCAGUCAGACCACCACCUGGUGCGCUUCUACUUUCUGACGCGCAUCUUCUCGCGGUACAUGGAAAGUGUCCUGGAGGACUUCCGGCAGGGUCUGAAACCAGACGUGGUCAUCAUCAACUCCUGCGUUUGGGAUAUUUCAAGGUACUCCCGCAAUUGGAUCGGUGAUUACAAGGAGAACCUCCACACAUUCUUUGAGGAGCUAAAAGCGAUCCUGCCGGAGGAAACGCUGGUCAUCUGGAACCUCACCUUGCCUUUAGGAGAGAAGAUCAAAGGAGGGUUCCUGGUGCCCGAGAUUCAGCACAUGGCUCCGCAGCUGCGUUUUGAUGUGAUCGAAGCCAACUUCUUCAGCGGGACGCUGGCCGACGCGUAUAACCUGGAUGUUGUGGACCUCCACUUCCAUUUCCGCUUCUCCCUGCACCGUCGAACCAACGACGGCGUGCACUGGGACAACGUGGCCCACCGCAGGAUAACAUCCGUACUGCUGCAGCACGCCGCAGACGCCUGGGAGCGCAGUGUGGAGGAGAUCAAGCUCUCGACCAACAUCAACAAAAACGGUGGUCUAAAACACGAAGACUUUGCCUCCAGGCCGUUCAGGCAGUCUGUGUUGAGGAACCAGCUCACCACCAGGCAGCACUACGCCCCGUACCCCCCCGGCAGACGUAACCGAUACAACUACUGA